Molecule: messenger RNA, 744 nt
Organism: Microthlaspi erraticum
Lineage: Eukaryota; Viridiplantae; Streptophyta; Magnoliopsida; Brassicales; Brassicaceae
Source: the annotation of a GenBank genome assembly
AUGGAAGAGGCUGAGGAAGAGCAAGAGGAGGAUGAGCUCCCCAUGUACCAAGAGCACUACAAUGCUCUCUUCUCCAUGGACUUUGUGGAGACUAAGCACCCACACGAUGACACCAUGAGAGAUCUUGGUAUCUUUGAGGAUGUGGAGUUGGUGCUCAAGAACAUGCAAUUGGGGAAGUUCUUCUCUCACCGCAUGGAGUCUUACAAGGAGUUGACUUGUGAGUUUUUGGCGUCGAUGAAGCAUCACGAGUUUGAUGAGCUCGAUCGAGCUGAGUUGGACCGAGGCUGGGGGUACAUAACUUUCCUAGCAAAGGGAGAGAAGAAGAUGGUGACCUUUAGGCAGCUUGAGAUACUGUUUGGGUUCACCUAUGGAGAAGGUAACCUAUGGAACAUCAAGGAAGAAGAACUCCAAAGAGUAUGGGCUACAAUAGCUGAAGAGGGGUACUCUUCCUCAAGGUCCAAGGCUGCCCAGAUCAGAAGUCCUGUGCUUAGAUAUGUCCACAAGGCUCUUGCAAACACCUUCUUUGCAAGGAAAGCCACUGGAACAAUCAAUGAGGGAGAAGUGAAGCUCCUUACCAUGGGAAUCAAGCCUAUCAUCUCACGCACAAGGAUGGGAAGAAGAUCAGAGGAGACAGGGCACACGCAGGGAAUCUCAUGCCUCUCCUUGAGCAGCUCCAAGCCUACAAGGUCACAGCUUACAACACUAGGCACCAAAGAGGAAGAAAGCUUAGUGUUGGAGGGGUGA